Molecule: messenger RNA, 780 nt
Organism: Linderina pennispora
Lineage: Eukaryota; Fungi; Kickxellomycota; Kickxellomycetes; Kickxellales; Kickxellaceae
Exons: 1
Coding region: 256-579 (107 amino acids)
Source: RefSeq, a predicted model, not a curated record
UCGGCUCGGCUCGAUCGCUUUUGGUGCAGUUGCGCCAUCGCAAGAUGCUCUAGGUACACGAACCAAUUCAUUACUGCCUUCCUGCUUUGCGAUAUUGAGAGAUAUGCCUCGAAAAAUAGCAUGCUAUAGUGUGCAAGAUGUCUAUUAUUAACAGCAACGGCCAUGUAUAAAUCCAGGCUCGGUGAGAUUGAAAUGUGAGGACUCUUGUUGAACUGUCCGUAUACUUUUCUCAUCAACCUACAAAAAAUCGUUGCAAUGACUAAUUCGCUUCUCUUAUCUCUCGCUGCCAUUCUUGCUCUUUGCAAUAUUGUUGGUGUUGCUGGACAAAUCCGUGGCGACGAAUGCCGGCGGUUCUACUGGUCGCCUCGGCUAAUGAACCGGUAUCUGCACGAAAAUUGGGUGGUAGACGAGCGCGAGGACGACAUACCGCAAACGCGAAAGGCAUACGAGCGCAACCUGCCAUCGCCAUACCGAAUCCUGCACCCGGACGAACAGGACGAAUACAACCACCGGCAGCACUACCGGCUGACGGUCUAUGUGGACGACAACAAUCACGUCACAAAGCUCAAAUGCUGCUGAUGUUUCCUCUUUGCCACUGCAAAUCCUCUUUCCCAACCAGUGCCCCCGACGAUUGGCUACAAUUUGGCCGAACCAAAAGAUUUCCUUUGUGAGCUCGUACCGCUCAACCGCCAGUUCCAGGCAGUGUGGCCGGAGUUUCACGGAAUAGUGGGAUUAGCUCAUGUGAAAGGCAGUGGGGAAUUUUUAUCUAUGGCGCGGGAA